Botrytis cinerea B05.10 is the source of this 3285-nucleotide messenger RNA. RefSeq lists its product as hypothetical. Lineage: Eukaryota; Fungi; Ascomycota; Leotiomycetes; Helotiales; Sclerotiniaceae. Bases 304 to 2850 code for a protein of 848 amino acids. Gene Ontology annotation, cellular component: nucleus. Gene Ontology annotation, molecular function: DNA binding. The record is from RefSeq and is a predicted model, not a curated record. The transcript has a single exon.
GACCAUCUGCCAAACCCAUUUCGACAUAGCUUGGGAAAGUCUCAUGCCUUACACGUUCUUUUGAUUCUGUCUGCACUUGAUCUCCUCCACUCACUUGCUUAACCCUUAUUCUUGCCUGGUUUGAUGUCAUAGCAACGGUCUACCAACUACUACUUUCAUUCAUAAAAUCUGUGGCAGCCUUAGUCCUCACCGCCGUUCAUUCGCCCAAUUUGUUCCAUUUCGCCUUUUGCUCCACAUGCGCCGCCAACAAAUCAAGUUUUAAGCGCCGUCUACUGGAUCUCAAUAAGAAAGAUCGUGUUAGCAAUGCCUCACAAAGACCGCGAUAACGAUCCUGAGGUCGAAAACGAACAAACUUCACCCGAGAAGCUGCGUCACCGAUCUUCCAAAAGUGACAAAGAUCCAAAUCGAAAGCACAAAUCAAGAUCCAAGGCCAUAGAUCCUGAAACGGGAGAGCCUGUCAAAUCAUCUCAUCGUCGAAAGAGGGAUAAAACAAAGGACGAAAAAAACGAAGGCAUGUCGGAGGUGACAACUACGACAAUGGCGGAUGUUGUUCCUGAGCUCUCGAGGACUUCCUCCACGCCAGGUACAUCAUCCUACCCAACUUUUAAUAAAAACUACAGUAAAGAGGCUGUAAAUAGCUAUGUGUCAGAGAGGCCUGCAAAAUCAAAGACUGGGCCUUACACGCCAGAAGCAACAGAUAUCGACUCUGAGAAGAAUAAAUCCAGAUCUGCAGAGAACCUAAGGCGAGCAGCUUCUGCAAAAGGCAGACCACCCAGUCCACCAGACACUGAAUUUACACACCGACAGAAAUCAACAUCUUCACGAAUGAGCAAGGUGAGGGAGGAGGGUUCUGAAAUGUCCUCGAGGCCCAGUUCUCGGAGCUCGGAACAUCGAAAGUCAUCAAGGAAGGAGAAAGAAGACCGGUCAUCCACAUCUUCAAAAUCUAGGCCAUCAAAGACUGGUACACCACCCCUACGGACAUCAAGCUCAAGGGCCUCAAGGACCGAAAGGUAUGACGAAGACGAUGACUCCAAUGUCACAUCUGUGGCAGGUAAAAGGCAGUCACAACCUACAUCUCGCCGACGACCUACCAAUAUCGAUACGGAUUCCUCCCCGGCUUCGGCACAGGAUUCUUCACCAAAGACCCCCACCCAGACUCCCCAAUUUCCUCCAUCGGCUGAUAUGAAAUCUACUCCGUCUCCUUAUAUGCAUUUUGAUGCAUCCUCUGUUAAAUCUAGUGUGUAUGGCUCUCCACGUCCUCCUCCACCACCCCCUCCCCCGAAUUUACCAUUAAACAUCCCUAGCGUUGAUUACCUCCUCCAAAAUGGCGGAUUGGUUCGUCCGGUUCCCAAGACCUUACUCUCUACCUCCUCCCAGUCGCUCAAUUCAUCAAGGUCCUCUCCUCCCGCGGAAAUCCAGAAGAUAUUCGGACCAUACUUCAACAUCCUGGACCAAUACGAAACUGUCAUCAAUAAGAGUGGAUCACUCGCAGUUGCUACUGGAUAUCGCUCCGUUGCAAGGAGACUACUCGACCGCUUGGAAAAUGUUUUUGCUAGAGAUUUAUCAUCUGAUGGUUGCUUGUGUGUUAUGUGUCAGGACUUGGAUCUUGAUUCUCACGAGGGGAGUAGAGGUCUCUCAUGGGGAGAGGUCUUGGAAUGGGUUAGUGGUCGACGUGAACUUCCCGAAUGGCCUGCCUUUGAUUUCUCAGCACUUGGUGCGAAAUCAGUCGAUGAUUUAGCUGGUCUUGGUAUAUCAGGUCAUCACAGGCCUGGAUCACCUAUUAAGAUCGAUCCUGAUGUAGCUGACGAAUUUCGGGAACAUUAUCUACGACAAUCCAUUAAAACAAAAGCAUCAGUUGACAAAUGGCUCUCAAGUUGCCCCGAAACAACAUCUGCACCUCCUCAAGAAGUAGAUGAUGAAACUCUCUCAUUUGCUAUACUAACUCAUCUAAACCACCAUGACCGACCUCUCUUCAACGCUUUGCUUAGUGGCUCCACUACAUUACAACCCGUUUCACGAGCACCUACUCCAUUACGAAAACCACGCUCGGAUUUCAUGAUAAAAACAGUACAGUCUAUGCAACGACUGUAUAGACUGCCACUUCCUCCACGAGAUCCAGAAGUCGCCAUAUAUCUACUCAAGAACCCACAUAUUCACAAUCUUCUCGCAACAAUUUCUGGCAUCGCACCAUCAGAAUGGGAGAUUUUGAUAUCUGGCCGAUUCGAUGGAUUCUUAUGGUCUGGAGCUGAUAAUGAAGUCGUUGAUGAAUUCCCUUCUCGCGGACCCACACCAAAUGGUUACCGAGGACCAUCACCUGUCAUGAGAGGCCCCUCUCGUAAUAACACGCCAUUCUCACCUCGGUCAGCUAGUUAUGGUUCUCGUGGUCCUACUCCAUCUCAACAGUACAGGCAUCCAGUCUCUAACGAUGAGGAGGCUGAAAUUGCUGUCUUGGCUGAAAUAGAGCGUGAGAUAUAUGUAGGAAUGGAGGCACUUGAGGAUGCAUUCGAAGGGUUACAUCGAAAGGCCGAGGCUGUUCGUAAAGCUCUUCGUGAACGUGGUGUCGGAUUGACUAUGGCAGCAGAGUCAAGACGAACAAGUCGUCCAGAAAUCAUUGUUGGUACUCCUGGUCCUUACUCGGCAGGUUUGGGACCAGGAUACGAGAGACCAAGUUGGGCCGAAGGUGGUAGCGAGUUUAUGAGCGAAGCCGAUUGGGAUGAAGAUGAAAUGCAAAGUGAAUUGGCGCCAGAUGAUUCUGCAAGUAACAUCAGCAGUUCAAGACACAGACGACCAAAACGAAGAAAUGAAAGAAGAACACCGGCAUUGGUUGAAGAAGAUGAAGAUGAGGGUUGAAAACCUAGGAUAUCUUUUCAAUCGCGAAUACAAUAUUAUGGAAGAUAUAAAAAUGAUAUGACAGUAUGAGAUUAUGAGGAAACGCCUCUUACAGAGAUGGAUGAAAUGAGAUUACGAUUUGUUUACGAAAUGAUAUCCUACCUACUGCGAAAGUAUAGUGCCAGCCUGAAAAAGUAUAGUGCCAGCCUGAAAAAGUACGACAGGAAUACGGGGGAGAUUUUUUAGCAAGCUAUGAGAGCAAGAGCGGUUCUACAUCUGGAAAUGAUAUGGACUUUUUUGACGGGAUAUUUUGUGGUUUAUAUAAGCAGGGAAGUAGUUUGCAAUGCGCAGGUUCCAUUUGCAUACAAUGUGGGACUUGAGAUUAAGAUACGGAGAUGUGAGGAGGUAUAGAAUAGUACAGCAAUGAUAUCAUAACAUUCCCUCGUAAUACUAGCA